CCUUUGUUUAUUUCAAAUCGCACGAUCGCACUGUCAGAAUCCGCCAUGUUGAUUUUCUCUGUUUAUAAGUUUGCGGCGCCCCGCUUCAUCUCCAGACUUUAUACGAAUUUAUUAAAUUUAUAGCGAAAUAUGUGAUAAACGGAUACCGGAAAAUGGUUAAACGAAUCGCGGCCGUCGCGUUAUGAUAAUACCGAGCUUGCGGAUCGAUUUGUGGGCUUUAAAAAGGCGAAAAACGAGUUGUUAAGUUUUGUAAUGGCUACCUCUCGCGUCCCCCCGAUGCCGUAGCAGUACACGAGACGGAAAUAAUUUGACGUUAAAUUUUUGUAUUUAAAAAUACCCACCUUUAAAUAUACAAGACUGUUUCGAACAUGAUAUGGUUAUUUUGUGCGAAAUUGUUUAGUAUAUCAUGAAUAACGAAAAUCCAAACACUAUCCAGGGAGCUCACGGCUCGGCAAAUAACGAUGCAUCUUCACAGAGACAACCUCCUACCACCAUCCCGACAGAUCUUCGUGUGAACACUUUGAACGCAGUGGCGCUUAGCAGUGUUGCCAAAUACUGGGUGUUAACCAACCUGUUGCCUGGUCCCAUACCUCAAGUGUCAGUUUACGGACUUCCGGGAGCGGGGAGGGAUAACCAAGGGAAACUUCCACAAGACAGUGUUUUGAGUCAGCAUGCAGCCGGACUGUUACAGGCCGAUCCCCAGAUUUUGUUGCAGCAACAUGCACAAAUUCCUGUCAGCAUUUCUCAGGGAGCUAUCGGUAUUCCUACCGGAGCGAUACAUCUGGAUUCUUCUCAUCCCAUUCCUCAGCAGCAGUCGCAGUCUCAGCCUGAUCACAGCCAAAUGAAUCGGGAAGUGAGAAUUCCAAAUUCACAGCCGGGCCAUUCUCAGCAGCCCAGCUUGGUCCAGGUCCAAGUAAAUCAAGACAAUAUGGUGUCUGUCAUUGACGAGAACAAUGACAAGCAUCACAAGGAGAUGCUGUCGGCUCAGCUGCAGGCCGCCCAUCUUCAACUCAACGAAUCUCAGAUGAAUUCUCAGUCGCUGACCGUGCAGCAAUUGCAACAGCUUCAAGCUCAGCAAGUCCAACAGGUAUGGAAUAGUGUGAUUCGCAUGGAACAAUCUUCAAUGGAACACAACAAUCAGCAGCAGAAUCAUGGCGAUCAGCAACAACAGCAGCAGCAGCAACAGCAACAACAACAGCAGCAGCAGCAACAACAGCAACAGCAACAAAAUAACAUGAAUGAUAACAUGGAAAUUGUUAAGGAUGAGAAAUCCAUACAGUGCAAGUUCCUCAAUAACGCACAAUUAGGGCUACAGGAAGUGAAGGGCAGUAUCAUGGACGUGAGAACGGCUGAUGGCAGUAUAGUGAAAAUUCAAACUAAUAUGCAAGAACAGGAACUGGCUAAAACCUUGGGAGUUGAGAUGGUUCAGAAUAUGUACAAAGUCAAUGUAGAUGACCUCAAUCAACUCUUAGCUUACCACGAAAUAUUUGGAAAGCUCCAAGGACAAAGCGAUGUUUCAAACAAUCCAAAUCCGAAUUUACCUGUUAGUAAUGCAGGUAGUAAUAUAAAUAUUCCUACCCAGCCCGCUCCAAAUUUACCCAUAAUAACCAAGGAUGAACACGAGCCUUCCACCAGUACUAUGCAACCACCAAACGAAAACAAUACUACGUCAGUCAUAACGGGCAAUCAUCAAUGCGAUUUGUGCCUAAAGACGUUCCAGUUUCGGUAUCAGCUCAUAGUGCAUAGGCGGUAUCAUAGUGAGAAGAAACCAUUUACCUGCCAGGUUUGUGGAAAAGCCUUUCCAAACAGCCAGGAACUGACCAGGCACGGAAAAUGUCACCUGGGUGGAAGCAUGUUCACUUGCACUUUGUGCUUUCAUGUAUUCGCCAACGCUCCGACCUUGGAGAGGCACAUGAAAAGGCAUUCGACGGAGAAGCCGUACGCUUGCACUACUUGCGGCAAAACUUUUGCCAGAAAAGAGCAUUUGGAGAAUCACGUCAGGUGCCAUACGGGGGAAACCCCGUACCGGUGCAAUUUUUGCGGGAAGAAUUUUACCAGGAAGGAGCAUAUGGUUAAUCACGUUAGGAAACAUACUGGGGAGACACCUCACAGGUGCGAGAUCUGCAAAAAGUCCUUUACAAGGAAGGAACACUUUAUGAACCACGUCAUGUGGCACACAGGAGAAACGCCUCACUGUUGCACAGUGUGCGGCAAGAAAUAUACCAGAAAAGAGCAUUUGGCCAAUCACAUGAGAAGUCAUACAAAUGACACACCAUUUAGGUGUGAAAUUUGUGGUAAAGCUUUUACUAGAAAAGAACACUUUACCAACCAUAUCAUGUGGCACACAGGAGAAACCCCUCAUCGUUGCGAUUUCUGUUCAAAAACGUUCACGAGGAAAGAACAUUUGUUGAACCAUGUGCGUCAACAUACAGGCGAAUCUCCACACAAGUGUGUUUUUUGUAAUAAGUCCUUCACGCGCAAAGAACAUUUAACCAAUCACGUACGACAGCAUACAGGCGAGACACCAUUUAAGUGUACCUACUGUCCCAAAGCGUUUACAAGGAAAGACCAUCUGGUCAACCACAUAAGGCAGCACACGGGCGAAUCUCCACACAAGUGUACUUACUGUACAAAAUCGUUUACGCGCAAAGAACAUUUGAAUAAUCACGUGCGGCAACACACCGGGGAAUCACCACACAAGUGCCAUUUCUGCGCCAAAUCCUUCACGAGGAAGGAACACCUCACCAAUCACGUUAGAAUUCAUACAGGUGAAUCGCCUCAUCGGUGCGAAUUCUGCCAAAAAACGUUCACAAGGAAGGAGCAUCUGACCAAUCAUCUCAGGCAACACACCGGGGAAACACCGCACUGCUGUAAUGUAUGCUCUAAACCAUUUACUAGGAAGGAGCAUUUACUGAUUCACAUGCGGUCUCAUACGGGGGAAAGACCGUUCACGUGUACGGAAUGUGGAAAAUCGUUCCCUCUUAAAGGUAACCUUCUUUUCCACCUCCGCUCGCACAACAAAGGCCAGCAAGCUGAACGACCUUUCAGAUGCGACCUGUGCGAGAAAGAUUUCAUGUGCAAGGGCCACCUAGUGUCCCACCGGCGAUCCCACGGCGGAGAGAAGCCAUACAGCUGUCAGGAGUGCGGCAAAUCGUUUGUGGAAAAAGGCAACCUUCUCAGGCACAGCCGCAAACACAUAUUGGACAGGGAGAAGGCUGAAUUGGCUGAGCAGAAUAUGAAUGCACAAAAUACUGUCCAGCCGCAACAGCAACAGAACCAAAACAACGCGAACCUGCAGAUCGCUCAGGUUCCGGUCAACCCGCCCCCUCAACAGCAACAACAGCCCCCUCCUAGUAACAUAGUUCAAAGCGGGCAUCUCAUGCACACAUCCAACCACCAUUCUGUCGUAGUGCCUACCAACGGUAACGUUCUAGCGACCUACUAGAGGCAAGAUCAGUUUUGGAAUUUAUAAUAUUAGCAACUUUAGUUGGCUGCAUUGCCGAAAGUAUUUAUUAUCGUUUUUAUAUGGUAUAAGAAGCAGUUUUUCGUGUUCAACCAGUUCACUUUUUAUUUAAGUCUGUCUAAUGAGAAGAUACCUGACAAUUGUUGUCAUUUUAAUUCGGAGGUACAUUAUAUUUUGUCGUUUGUCGAAAUCUUUUUUACUUCUUUGGACAGACUUUACUUCCAUUCAUGUACAGGGUAAUCCAGCGUUUCAAUAAAAAAAAUCCUGUUGUUUCUAGUUUGAGAUUUUUAAUUCAAUUUUUUUUAGAAAUCAUGAAGACAAGGAUAACACACAUUCUAAAGCUUGGAAAUAUUUUAAAAUAAGUAUUUUUUUCAAAACUAGGUAUACCAAAAUACACUAUGUUGUGCGUGGCAUAUAUAGAGUGAGUCGAAACUUGAUUUUUUUCCAUACUAUUUGAAAUGGAACACCCUUUAGUGUAUGACAUAAAUGAACGUUUUCGAGAAAGUAUUUUAAGA
Sitophilus oryzae (rice weevil) is the source of this 3978-nucleotide messenger RNA. Its product is annotated as zinc finger protein 271-like. Bases 407 to 3445 code for a protein of 1012 amino acids. Gene Ontology annotation, molecular function: RNA polymerase II cis-regulatory region sequence-specific DNA binding; DNA-binding transcription factor activity. Lineage: Eukaryota; Metazoa; Arthropoda; Insecta; Coleoptera; Curculionidae. Gene Ontology annotation, biological process: regulation of transcription by RNA polymerase II. The transcript has 14 exons. The record is from RefSeq and is a predicted model, not a curated record.